Ictalurus punctatus (channel catfish) is the source of this 2014-nucleotide messenger RNA. RefSeq names its product ssu-2 homolog, tandem duplicate 1 (gene ssuh2.1). NCBI's taxonomy places the organism in Eukaryota, Metazoa, Chordata, Actinopteri, Siluriformes, Ictaluridae. Bases 519 to 1505 code for a protein of 328 amino acids. The record is from RefSeq and is a predicted model, not a curated record. The transcript has 14 exons.
GGCAACUCCAUCACAAAGUAAACGCCGUAUUAUCCAAAACAGUGAGGUGGGCGUGGCUUUAUCGUACUUCACCAGGCACGCACGAAAUUUGAUCUCAGAUCAGAAACAUUGCGCCAUCAGAUUCGUCAUCCGGAGUUUGUUAAAUUUUUAUUAGAUUUAAACCUGUGCUCUUUUCCAUCAGGAUUAUGGAUGAGAAAGACCAAGAUGUGGUUGUGAAUCUUCCCAGAAAUGACCGGCCUCCCAAAAUUCCACCAAGAGUGCAUCAGUGACUCAUCCGGUAUCACAAAAGAACCCAGCCAAACAUCUAUGGAACUGCAGACCUCGGUCAUCUCAGACAAGGACCCUUUGAUCCAAGCAUUCCUGAUGAGGGUCCUUCAGUGCUACCUGCAGGCUGGUUGGACAGUGUGACAGGCUAUGAAGACCAUAAAGGUGGAGAUUGCACAGAUCAGAUCUACCCUCCUCCACCUGAUUUUAUUCCUGAGCCUGAGAAUGACAGGAACGCCUCCAUCCCCAAUGUGAUGAUGCCUCAGGUGUCAGAAGAUGUGGCCAGGGAGGCUUUGAUCAAGUUUGUGGGGAAAAAAUGGACGUACAGCAGAAAACCCGCCCAGAACCUGGUCUUCAAGGAUUUGAGGCCUUUUACAGUGUAUCGUUAUCGCUUGGAAACAUUUACAGAGUCCAGAUCAAGUGCCUGGGAGCAUGAAAUAUAUACUGGUCAGUAUGUGGACGGGCCACAGUAUGGCAGCAUCCCUCCUCCGUGGCAGGUAGAAGUGCAAUAUCCACCCAAAUUCACUGACACGGUCCAGAAAGUGCGUGUGCCUCACACCUCGUCUGUAAAGUCUUGUCAUCAGUGCCAGGGGAAAGGACGUGUGCGCUGUAUACACUGUCAUAGCAGAGGAUGGAUCAGCUGUAUGUCCUGUCAUGGUGCAAUACACGGCCGGAACAGAAAAUGUGUUGGCUGCCAUGGAAGGGGAAGAAAAGUAUGUACAUGGUGCCAUGGUAGCGGUCAUAAAACAUGCCGAAAGUGUAAUGGCCGUAAAAAGCUUUUGCAUUUCAUUCAGCUCACUGUCACGUGGAAGAACCAAGUGUAUGAGUUCAUACCUGACCGGCUGCCUGAGUUCCCCAUAAAGAAGUUUGAGAAGGUGUCUGGGGAAGCAUUCUUUAUUGAUGAAAGUCUCCUGGUCUAUCCAAUUGUAGGCUUCCCUGACAAGGAAAUCUGCAACGCUUCUGAAGAAGCCAUCCACGAGCACCUGAAUAAAUACUCUGCUGUCAGUCGCAUCUUGCAACAGCGCGGGGCUGUCCAAUCUUAUACGCAAAGGGCCGGUGUGGGUGCAGGUUUUCAUUCUAACCAAGCAGAAGCCACACCUGAGUCUACUGAAAGCCAAGAUCAACUGAUUGAACAGGUGGCAUCAGCUGUGGCAGCGACAGUCAGUAGAGCUGGUGCCUCUUACUCAAGCCUUCUACUCCUACAAUGGAAAACACUACGACUAUUUCGUAUACGGGACUGAAAAGAAGGUUCAUACCAGUAAAUAUCCGACUUCCUGCACUGUCCUGUAGCAUCUCAUCUUACGAUUCUAUCAAUACAAUGUGAAAAAAUUAUGGUUAUUUUAUUAUUGUUAAAUACUGCUUGCUGAGCAGUGCAUUACAGAGAUUAUAAUAUAAUGCUUCUGAAGCUCCUUUGUUAUACAUCAGCAUAUUAUCCUACGCAGAAUAUGUGCCAGUGAUUUGUCAGUUACAAGGAUUCUUAUAAUUAACAUAUGAACGAAUAAUUAAACAUUUCUGAUUGUAUAGUGUAGGUCUAUAUUACACAAUAUGUAAGUCUUAAGGAUCUGUAUUUAUAAUCCGUAAAUCAGAAAUUCAGUCUUAUGCCAAGUUGGAUCACUUUAUAUACACACAGUAUACUUUUUUUUUUUCCAACUGUUAUCAAUUUUGAACAAUAUGUUCUAAAUAUUUAUAUACCCAUUUGUAACAGGGCUGUGAAUUGAAAUAAAUUGCACAUGUAUGAAAUUGAACUUUA